This is a messenger RNA of Heterocephalus glaber (naked mole-rat), 1273 nucleotides long. It is a transcript of the gene Pdrg1, whose product is annotated as p53 and DNA damage regulated 1. Lineage: Eukaryota; Metazoa; Chordata; Mammalia; Rodentia; Bathyergidae. The record is from RefSeq and is a predicted model, not a curated record.
GCGUACCGGAAGCCCCGUCAGUGCAGCGCGUGCGCAAAGGGAGUCAGACGGGAAUGUGAACGGACACUCAACGGAACUUCAAGGGCGCUACGCGAGCUAUGCUGUCUCCGGAGGCAGAGCGGGUGCUGCGAUACCUGGUCGAGGUAGAGGAGCUCGCCGAAGAAGUGCUAGCGGAUAAGCGGCAGAUUGUGGACCUUGACACCAAAAGGAAUCAGAACCGAGAGGGCCUGAGGGCCCUGCAGAAGGAUCUCAGCCUCUCUGAAGAUGUGAUGGUUUGCUUUGGGAGCAUGUUUAUCAAGAUGCCUCACUCUCAGACGAAGGAAAUGAUUGAGAAAGAUCAGGAACACCUGGAUAAAGAAAUAGAAAAACUCCGGAAACAACUUAAAGUGAAAGUCAACUGUCUCUUUGAGGCUCAAGGCAAGCCGGAGCUGAAGGGCUUUAACUUGAACCCACUCAAUCAGGAUGAGCUUAAAGCUCUCAAGAUCAUCUUGAAAGGAUGAGACUGCAGUACUAAGAUGGGGACCUAUGACCAGCAUCUCCCCUGCCGUCAUGGAAGACCCAGUACCUCUGGCCUUAAAACCUGCAAGGACAGGAUUGGCCCUGCAGGGGCACAGCCAUCAGGAAUCUGGCCGUGGCUCCUGCACAAAGCUUCUGUCAUAGUGCUUGGCUGCUCUGUGGCAGCAGGGAUCCCUCAGCCUGUCCCUGUGCACUGUGCCUGACCACUGGAGUUCGGGGGACACAAGACCUAUUGACAGGGCCUGGCAGCCACCAGUAGGUGUGGGUGUGAGAAUGACUGUAGCAGGCGCUUCUCAACAGUGGCCUGCUGUCCAUAUGGGCCUGUGUGAGGGGAUGGGGGUUGGGAGAUGGGAGAGGGAUAGAGCCGGAGUCUCUGGCCAGCAUUCCUCAGAACAGAGAGGUGGUUUGGGGCAGCGAGUGGUGGGAGUGGAAUAAAGCAGGAGUGCAGGCAAGUGGCCUCUGCGGGAAACACAGACUCUGAGUACUCUGUGUUCACACAGCUAUCUAUGGGCAGGCACAUUCCCCCACUGCCUCCAGCUCUGGCCUUGUUCCUGCUGCUUCCCAGCUCCUGUGAUUGCUCUUCGGUUGGGUGAGCCUUGCAGAGGUGACUCAGGAAGGUCUAGUGGGUUAACCCUGACUACUGCUCUGUGAACGUCCUCCCUGCCUUCCUGGUCUGAGAUCCUGGUGUUUGUGCUGAGGGGAUAAAACUGUCCUGUAUGCUCUUUGAGGCUUAAUAAAUGUUACCUAAAUGAACAAA